GUAGAAGGCACUCCGUUAAGAAGAGGGUUCUGCAAGGAAGAAAGGCACUCCAUAAGAAGAAAGUUUCGUAGGGAAAAAAGAUAUUCCAUAAGGGAAGGUUUUGCAAGGAAAGACACUCCGAAAGAAGAGAGGUAUCUUGCUUUGGGGCAUCUUGGUGCUUUGCUUUGGGGCGUCUUGGUGCUUUGGGGCGUCUUGGUGCUUUGGCGUCUUGAUGCUUUGGAACCAAAAGACAAAGUUCAUCUGGAAAAGAAUUCAAAAUGCCAGCUCCAAAAACUUGCUUCUAUCAACGACAAUUCCAAAAAUGACGAUGACUUUGAUGGCAAAAUCACUUAA
Molecule: messenger RNA, 333 nt
Organism: Racocetra persica
Lineage: Eukaryota; Fungi; Glomeromycota; Glomeromycetes; Diversisporales; Gigasporaceae
Source: the annotation of a GenBank genome assembly